Drosophila kikkawai is the source of this 1812-nucleotide messenger RNA. RefSeq lists its product as uncharacterized. The record is from RefSeq and is a predicted model, not a curated record. NCBI's taxonomy places the organism in Eukaryota, Metazoa, Arthropoda, Insecta, Diptera, Drosophilidae.
AACGACGACCGGCCCCGUUCAUUCAGUCUUUGGCGAGAUUUUAUCGAGUGCGGACGUGUCUGCGGCUGACUGGCGAACUUGAAUACGAAUCCGAAUCCGAAAUCGAGCACCAAGCCCCGAAUUCCGAGACCAAGUACGCUCGAUACUCACGCGAAUCUCUAGAUGCAUUUGGUAUCCAACGUUUGGCGCCACAAACGAAAGACUUUCGAGACUCUGAUUCGAUUCACUUGUAUUUCGCUAAAAGUGACAACUACAAAAGCAUAAAACAAUAUGAGUGCCACCUGGAUGGGAGCCCGGACCAUGGCCUGGCUGCUUGGGUUCUGCUGCCUUUUGUGCCUAGCUGCCAUGGCUUCAGGAGCGGGAUCGGCGGCGGGAGCAUCGCCAACUCUGGCCAAGGAUGUGGCACAUGUGCACAAGAUCAAGAGGCAGGAGAGGCGCCACGGAACGAGUCCUCUGACGGCCAUCAAGAAGCCCAAGCAGCUGGUCAGAAGUGCUCACGGCCUGAACAAGAAGCUGCUCAGCCAGAUGGGCUUCAUGAAGGUGAAGGCGCCCAACAGCCACAACAGGAAGCGCCUGGCGGUUGAGUCACGCCGCCACGCCUCGCGCGAUGAUUCACACAUGUUCAUCAUCAAAUUGCCGCCAAAUAUGCACUACUAUGCAGGACCCGCUGCGAAGAAUGCGCUGACGGAUCACCCGGCCAGCGACAAGUCGGGUGAUGUUGCUGGUGCUGGUGGCAACGCACCCAACAAGAUGGCAGCAGCAGCAACAUCGGCCACACGAGCAACAUCAACCACAUCGGUCGCUGAGGCGUCGGCGUUGAAAGCUAACGGGAAAAAGGUCUCGUUUCCCUUCAGCUCCAACGGUCGGCCGGGCCGCAUCUACCACUGGAACCUGCCGGUCCUGAAGCAGGCUCUGGCUAAGAAGCCGCACUUUGCCCACGUCUCCGCAGCGGAUCGCAACAGGCUGCUGGACAUCGAGAGCGUGCCCACCUGGCGCCAGCCCUGGGAGAACGAGACCGCUGAAAAAGGUUUCAGUGCGGGCAGCGGCAAGUCCAAGUACCGCAAAUCCCUGAAGCCCAAGUCACCCACAUACUACGCUCCCUCGCAGGCGGUCAGUAAGCAGAGUUUCCACAAGUACUUUGCGGGGAACGGCAAGCCAAAGGGCUUCUACGUCAUCAAGGAGCAUCAGAGCAAGCCGCAGUUCUACCAGAACAUCAUCUCGUAAUUCGGUUAGGUCGCCAUUCGAAAUACCUUCAAAAGACUGCGCGGUGCAGGGAGUUCUAUUUCUACAACAUUUUUCAGGGGCCAUCUGUCCCCUCUUCCGUCCAGUUUCGGCUUGGAACAAUUUCCGAGCUAUAACCGACCACUUGUAAGGACUGUGAAACAGUUUUGGGGUCAAGUCUAUUUUUAUAAAACGGCAAUGAAUACAAUAACAGAGUUGGGCUGGUUCAAGGAGGAUCAUAUCGACACGGAAAAUAAGUAAAGGUUAAUCGGAUUAAAUUAAUAACAAAAAUAUCUUUGAUAAAAUAUUUUUAUAUAAAGUUAAAAUUUUAACCCAAAUGACAAUAGCUAAAAUCAAUCUUUAAAGAUUUCACAUUAAUAAUCUUAAAAUACACUUCAAUCAAGACAUAUCCUGUGAAUCGAAUCCGCUGGCAAUGAGAAUAAUCCCUCUGGAAGACCAGCCCAAACUGCAUUUUAGCUAAGCAUCUACGGCAUGGCAAUAAAUUAUGGCAAAUAUCGAGCUAGGUUUAAGUGCAUGAACGAUUUUGUUUUGAUAAAUAAAUAUUGACUGAUUUUUAAAUGCAAUCCUCCU